This is a messenger RNA of Linnemannia hyalina, 1134 nucleotides long. NCBI's taxonomy places the organism in Eukaryota, Fungi, Mortierellomycota, Mortierellomycetes, Mortierellales, Mortierellaceae. The record is from the annotation of a GenBank genome assembly.
AUGGCUAUUGAACGCAAAGUCGCCAUCGUCACAGGCGCCAACUCAGGAGUAGGGUACUCGAUUAUUCAACGCCUGGUCGACGAAUCCCCUUUUCCCCUUACCAUCAUCCUCGCCUGCCGGAACAAAUCCCGUGCCCAAGAAGCCCUCACCUCUCUCCAGCAACACUUCACCUCCUCCUCCUCCUCUUCCUCCUCCAAAACUCGCACCACCCCAGAACUCAAAAUCGAACUAGUUGACGUCGGCAGCGCAACCUCCGUCCUCGCAUUCAACGCCCGGAUCCUGGCCCAGCAUAACAGAGUCGAUUUCCUGUUCUGUAAUGCGGGCAUCUUGCCGAGUGUGGGGUUGAUGUGGGGGAAGAUUCUGACGGAUAUGUUUAAGGCCCCCAUGGAUCUUGUGACGAGGUCGGAUGUGUUGAUCAAAGGAUUGGAAGAUGUACUGAGCGGGACGGAGGAAGAACCAGGAAGAGUCAUCUGGACGGGAUCAUUGACGGCUGAGAAGGCCAGUUUCAGGAUCGAUGAUUGGCAAGGACUUGAGGCCGUCCAGCCAUACGAGUCUUCAAAGUGGGUCACGGAUCUGCUGGCCAUUCGAUUGAAUGAGCAGUGGGCUGGUUCUUCUGACGAGGACGUGACAUCUGUUCAUUCUGUAGGUGGAGAUGCGUCAUCAGCGGCUUCUUCGGGAUCGGAGACGGGUGGGGUGAGCACAUCUACCAGGAGAGUCACUCGGUCCGCAUCCAAGUCCGUCCUUGUAUCCAACCCCACCACCCCUACCACCACUACUCCAAGGAAGCACAUCAUCUCACUCUCAACACAACCAGGAGUAGUAGCCAGCGGUAUCGGUGGCCUGGCCGCCUGGAUCGUCCUCCUCCGCAUAGCCCUCCACUACGUCGUCCGGUUCUUUGGUGAACGCAACCAAACCAUUACCGGUCACCACGGCGCACAGUCGAACGUGUAUGUUGCGUUGAAGCAACCGGUGGAGAAACUGGAUUAUAGGUACAAGUAUGGAAGUUGUGUGAGGAAUCUUGGACAGGAGUUUUUGAAGGUUGAGAGGGUUGUUGAGUAUGAGAGGGGGCAGGCGGAGGUUGUUGUGGGUAGGUUGGAGGCGUUAAGGCAGGAAGUGCUUGCGAAGAAGGAGUAG